This is a messenger RNA of Empidonax traillii (willow flycatcher), 2916 nucleotides long. It is a transcript of the gene RFX2, whose product is annotated as regulatory factor X2. The record is from RefSeq and is a predicted model, not a curated record. Lineage: Eukaryota; Metazoa; Chordata; Aves; Passeriformes; Tyrannidae. Gene Ontology annotation, biological process: regulation of transcription by RNA polymerase II. Gene Ontology annotation, molecular function: RNA polymerase II cis-regulatory region sequence-specific DNA binding; DNA-binding transcription factor activity, RNA polymerase II-specific. Bases 95 to 1726 code for a protein of 543 amino acids. The transcript has 14 exons.
AGCCGCCUACUCCUACAACACCGAGGCUCAGAUUUACGCCCCCAGCAGCGCCGCCUCCUACUUCGAAGCGCAGGGAGGAGGAGCUCAGCUUGAAAUGGCGAUUGAAAACCUACAAAAAAGUGAAGGGAUUACAUCACACAAAAGCAGUUUGCUCAACAGCCAUCUCCAGUGGUUGUUGGAUAACUAUGAGACAGCAGAAGGUGUCAGCCUUCCCAGGAGCUCCCUCUACAACCAUUACCUGAGGCACUGCCAGGAGCACAAACUGGACCCGGUGAACGCCGCUUCCUUCGGGAAACUCAUCCGCUCUGUGUUCAUGGGGCUGAGGACCCGGCGCCUGGGAACCAGGGGGAACUCCAAAUAUCACUAUUACGGGAUCCGCCUGAAGCCGGAGUCUCCGCUGAACCGCCUGCAGGAGGACACCCAGUACAUGGCCAUGAGGCAGCAGCCCAUCCACCAGAAGCAAAGGUACAGAGCAGCCCAGAAGAUGGAUGGGAUGGCAGAGAGUGGGUCCAACAGCAACCCCCACACCACGCCGGAGCAGUCGGUGGCUGCUCAGAGUCAGCACCAUCAGCAGUUCAUAGAUGUGACCCAUGUCUUUCCUGAGUUCCCAGCCCCUGAUCUAGGGAAUGUCCUCUUACAAGAAGGUUUCACCUUGAACGACGUGAAAACUCUGCAGAUUCUUUACAGGCGACACUGCGAGGCGACUUUGGAUGUGGUGAUGAACCUCCAGUUUCACUACAUCGAGAAACUCUGGCAAUCCUUCUGGAGUCCGAAGGCACCACCUAGUGAUGGUCCCGCUGCUCUGCCUUCCAGUGAAGAAGAACCCGAAGGGACCCUCCCAAAAGACAAGCUGAUCACUCUGUGCAAAUAUGAGCCCAUCCUGAAGUGGAUGAGGAGCUGUGACCACAUCCUGUACCAGGCCCUGGUGGAGAUCCUGAUCCCUGACGUGCUCCGGCCGGUGCCCAGCACCCUGACCCAGGCAAUCCGGAACUUUGCCAAGAGUUUGGAAGGGUGGCUGAUGAACGCCAUGAGUGAAUUCCCCCCGCAGGUCGUGCAGACCAAGGUGGGGGUGGUGAGUGCCUUCGCCCAGACCCUGCGCAGAUACACGUCCCUCAACCACCUGGCCCAGGCGGCCCGGGCCGUGCUCCAGAACACCUCCCAGAUCAACCAGAUGCUCAGCGACCUCAACCGCGUCGACUUCGCCAAUGUGCAGGAACAAGCCUCGUGGGUGUGCCAGUGUGAGGAGGGCAUGGUGCAGAAGCUGGAGCAGGAUUUCAAGCUCACUCUGCAGCAGCAAAGCUCUCUGGACCAGUGGGCCAGUUGGCUGGAUAACGUUGUCACUCAGGUCCUGAAGCACCAUGAGGGCAGUCCCAGCUUCCCCAAGGCAGCCAGGCAGUUCCUGUUGAAAUGGUCCUUCUACAGCUCCAUGGUGAUCCGGGACCUGACCCUGCGCAGCGCCGCCAGCUUUGGGUCCUUCCACCUGAUCCGCCUGCUCUACGACGAGUACAUGUUCUACCUGGUGGAGCACCGUGUGGCCCAGGCCACCGGGGAGACCCCCAUCGCCGUCAUGGGAGAGUUUGGUGACCUCACGUCCCUGUCCCCAACGCUGCUGGACAAAGAUGACAUCAGUGAGCUGGGCGCUGAGGUGGACACGGAGCGGGCCGUGGGGGAGCCGCUGGUGAAGCGGGAGCGCAGCGACCCCGGCCACUCCCUGCAGGAGAUCUGAGCCAGCCACACGGCUCCUCUCCAGCUGGACAGAGACAUCCAGAGCCAGGUUGGAUGGUGCCAAGCCUGAGCCUCCCCAGAUCUGCGUUCUUAGUGCCUCUUAGUUUCUCUUUCUUGUUUACUUGUGUUCGAGGAUGGGCUCUGGGCUGAGCCGGGGCAGGCGCUGGGAUGGGGCUGGUUUGGCCACCCUCUUCCCUCCAGUGUGGCUGCUGUCUGGAGGGAGAAGCUCCAGAGUCUGCUCCCAAGGGAUGGAAGCCUCCAUGGUCAGCAGCAGGUUGGAUGUGCCUGGCUGGGAGAGCCUGUCCUCCCUCCCCAGCCGGAGCGAGGAGGACAAACGAGGCUUUCUCCUUCAGGGAAGGUGGUUUGGGUUCCUUCCCCACUUCUCAGACUUCACUGUGAUACGAACUUGAACCAAUCAGUGCCCAAGAAGAAGGAAAAAUACCUGACUCUUCUCCUGCAGCCUUUCCAGACAAGCUGUCCUGGCUCUGGCUUUGCCAAAUCACUUGCACCAGGGAGCACAGGACAGUUGGUCACUCUUGUACCCACUCCAGGCUGCACAUUCCUCGGAUCCUGGUGGACACAGGAGUGCUCUGGGACUACAGGACGAGCAUUCCCACCUGCUCCCACAUCUCCCCAGCUUGGCAUUUCACCACUGAUCCCUGAAUGCUCCCGGGACACCAUCAGGCCAACUCAAGAUACCAAAGGACUCCAAGGAAGGGCAGCCGGUUGCAGAGUGUGUUCAUUGCCUGGGGUCAAUCCCAGGGCAAUCCCAUGGCACCCCCAUCCUCCAGGGUGCCCAGGCAGAGGGGCACUGGCCCCACGUCCUGGGGGGUGUGAAAUUCCCACUCCCAUGUCCAGCUGGAGGAGGUGCAGCCGUGUCUGGAGCAGGGCGAGGGGGUGUGACCGCAGUGCCUUAGGGUGGGCCAUGUUCCUGCUUCCCCCCACUCCAGGAGAGCCAGCACAGCUCAGACUGAUCCAACAGCUCAUCCCGUGUCAUGAGGGGCUGUCAUGGACCCAGGGGGGCUCAGCACUCUGGUGGCAUUUCCCCUCUCUGAACCCCUUUGCCUUUUCCUGGUGGCUCCCGUGGGGCUGAGCCAGGGGAGCUCAGUGGGGUCUCUCCUCCCUUUCCGUGUCCUGUGGGGUCUGUGCUGAGGUGGAUUACACUGGGAUGAUGUGGGUUACACUGGGAUG